Messenger RNA from Brassica rapa (field mustard), 1496 nucleotides. RefSeq names its product floral homeotic protein APETALA 1. Gene Ontology annotation, molecular function: DNA-binding transcription factor activity; RNA polymerase II transcription regulatory region sequence-specific DNA binding; protein dimerization activity. Lineage: Eukaryota; Viridiplantae; Streptophyta; Magnoliopsida; Brassicales; Brassicaceae. The record is from RefSeq and is a predicted model, not a curated record. Gene Ontology annotation, cellular component: nucleus. Gene Ontology annotation, biological process: positive regulation of transcription by RNA polymerase II.
CUAAAUUCAACUAAAUAGAAAUUGAGAAGAUAAUUUUGUUCGUCCAGAUUUUGUUUCGUAUAUCUAAAGAGAAAUCUCCGCCGUCAAUGCAAAGCGAAGGUGACACUUGGGAAGGCCCAGUGGUCCGUACAAUGUUACUUCUCUCUUCACGAGACGUCGAUAAUAAAUUAAAAUCUAUACAUAUUUCUCAAUCAAGAAAACGUGGACCCGAGACUAGUACAUAUACGCCAAUGAAAAGUCGACACAAAUAAAACCACUCUGGUUUAUGUAAACAAGAAAAACCAGUGUUAGCUUUUCCCUAAAACCGCUCUUACCCAAAUCUCUCCAUAAAUAAGGAGAGGAAUAAAGAAAGAUCCCGAGACUCUAACACAAGCCUUAUUAUAAAGGAAAGAAGGAAAAACUUUCCUAAUUGGAUCAUACCAAAGCCUGGGCUCUUCUUUAUCUCUCUUCUCAUAGUUUCUUGUUUUGUUUGGUUCUUUUAGAGGAAAAAUUAGUUUCUUAAAAAGGGAUCAAAAUGGGGAGGGGUAGGGUUCAAUUGAAGAGGAUAGAGAACAAGAUCAAUAGACAAGUGACGUUCUCCAAAAGAAGAGCUGGUCUUUUCAAGAAAGCUCAUGAGAUAUCUGUUCUCUGUGAUGCUGAAGUUGCCCUUGUUGUCUUCUCCCAUAAGGGGAAACUCUUUGAGUACUCCACUGAUUCUUGCAUGGAGAAGAUACUUGAACGCUAUGAGAGGUACUCUUACGCCGAGAGACAGCUUAUUGCACCCGAGUCUGACGUCAAUACGAACUGGUCGAUGGAGUAUAACAGGCUUAAGGCUAAGAUUGAGCUUUUGGAGAGAAACCAGAGGCACUAUCUUGGGGAAGACUUGCAAGCAAUGAGCCCUAAAGAGCUUCAGAAUCUGGAGCAGCAGCUUGACACUGCUCUUAAGCACAUCCGAUCUAGAAAAAACCAACUUAUGUACGACUCCGUCAAUGAACUCCAAAGAAAGGAGAAGGCGAUACAGGAACAAAACAGCAUGCUUUCCAAACAGAUCAAGGAGAGGGAAAAGGUUCUUAGGGCACAGCAAGAGCAAUGGGACCAGCAGAACCAUGGCCAAAAUAUGCCUCCACCUCCGCCCCCGCAGGAGCAUCAAAUCCAGCAUCCAUACAUGCUCUCUCAUCAGCCAUCUCCUUUUCUCAACAUGGGUGGCCUGUAUGAAGAAGAAGAUCCAAUGGCUAUGAGGAGAAACGACCUUGAUUUGUCUCUUGAACCCGUGUACAACUGCAACCUUGGCUGCUUUGCCUCAUGAAGCAAUUCCCUAUAUAUAAUCAUCAAUAUAAAAAUAAUUAGCCGCAUAGUAUAUUUUGGCUAGCUUUCUAUCCAAUUAAUAUAUUUUGGCAAGGUCCAUGUUCUUAUAUCAUAUAUAUAAGUUGGCAACCUCCUAUUCUCUUUGUAAGAUUUAAGUGUUUUGCUCUAAUUAUGUGGAAACAUUUGUAAUAUAUUGAGUUUUAUUUUUAUUA